AUGGCAUUAUUUCAAAGAGCAUGGGAGUUCAUCAAAGCAGACAUUAUGGGAGCUCUGAAUUACUUUCAUCAGCAUUGCUACAUGGUCAGGUCUAGUAAUGCUUCAUUUAUUGCAUUGAUCCCUAAAAAGAAAGACAGUCAUGGGGAGUUUAGUAUCAGGAGAGCAAAAAGCAUUCCUAAAGAACAGACAAAUCGUAGAUGCAUCAUAGUAGCAAAUGAGUUGCUAGAUAGGAGGUUAAAGAGUAGAAUUACUGGCAUUUUAUGCAAGCUCGAUGUAGAGAAAGCUUUUGACAAAGUUAACUGGUCUUAUUUACUAGAAAUGCUGAAGGAUAUGGGUUUUGGUGACAAAUUGAUCAAAUGGAUUAGAUCCAGUCUCACUACAGUUAAAUACUUUAUCUUAGUGAACAUGACUCCAGUUGGAUUUUUCUCUCCACAGAAGGGGAUAAGACAACGAGAUCCACUCUCUCAUUUUCUUUUCAUCUUAGCCAUAGAAGGAUUAAGUAAAAUAUUAGACAAAGCCAAGCAAAUGCAGUGGAUUGAAGGAUUUAGGGUGGGCAGCAGUGUAGCUAACUCAGUCACAAUAUCACACUUGCUUUAUGCUGAUGACACAUUAAUUUUCUGUGGGGCAGACAAAAUGCAGGUGUAA
This is a messenger RNA of Nicotiana tabacum (common tobacco), 645 nucleotides long. NCBI's taxonomy places the organism in Eukaryota, Viridiplantae, Streptophyta, Magnoliopsida, Solanales, Solanaceae. The record is from RefSeq and is a predicted model, not a curated record.